UGCGCAAAGUGCCGCCGGCCGGCGGCACGAUCUAUACAUGCCAUCGGGGAUGCAUUACGCUAGCAACAGGUUGACCAAACUGCUUUCUUGUUUCUGUCUUUUCCUGAUUUUCUGUGUAUCUCCGAAUUCGAACUUGAGCUUCAUCGAUGCCAUUGUUUACUACCGUGCGAACGACAGCUAACUAGACUACAACAUACGGCAAUCAACGUAAAAGCUUUGAUCAUCAUGGCCUGAUCCUCAUCUGUCGGCCUUUGUGCUCUAAACGAUCGUCCUUUCCUCAUCAAAUCGUCUGCCACGAUCCCAUGGACAUUGAAAACACGGAGCCUGAGUUGACCGACUCUUGUGCUGGCAUAUCUCACGGUGUUGAUGCCAACGGAUGCAACAAGGCCAAGGAUGGUGAUCCAAAGAAUCCGUACCUGGAAUUAAUGGAAGAGAUUGUAGAAGGGAAAAUAUACCUUAGAACUGUCGAUGAAUCCAUGUCUGAAGUCCUGCGCCAAAAACAUCGCAUCACGCACGUCCUUACCCUUUGCAACGCUCAUUUCCUACCUGAACAACGCCGUGAUCUCGUCCUUGUCAUACGUCGAGACAGGGACGAAGAUAUCUAUUCACACUUCUAUGAGGCGGUUGACUAUAUUCACAGUGUAUUAUUGAGGCAGGGAAAGGUGCUUAUCCACUGUAUGCUCGAGAUAUCAAGAGGCAUCAUAAUUGUGGCGGCAUAUCUUAUUCAUACACGUAAUAUGACGGUAGAAGAAGCGCUGGCGUGUAUUCGACAACGAAGAGAAUGGGAUGUGUCCCACGGCAGUUUCCUGAAGCAACUGAGAAUUUAUGAAUGUUCUCAUAAUCCCAGCUCCGACAAUCCGAAGUAUCUUACGUGGAAAUCCAAGCAAGACAACAGCGCAGUUUCCUUAAAGACAUAUCUCUUUCUGGACAGAAUAUACUUAAGAGGGUCCUUUCUCCCUGAUGAGGAUGAAGCUGAAGCGAAAAUCAAGGCGAUGAAGGUUACACACCUGCUCACAACCGUUUCGCAACGCAGGAUAAGCCUGGAUUCAAAGUUCCAUGUCAUUGACACGCAGCGGAUAUAUCAAGCUGCUCAGUUCAUACACGCGGCCCUUGAGGCUAAAGGAACUGUUCUGAUAUACUAUCCGGAGGAAUCGGUGAGUUGGACUAUCAUAUGCACUUAUCUGAUGGCAUACGCAAACUCUAAGAAUUCAGAAACGGUCUAUGCCACCAUGGACGCUGGGCUGGUCAGCAAUGCAUUCGAAGGCGAGUGGAAACCUGUCGAGCACCGCCCACGGAUUGUUGUAACCGGAACUGAGUACUCUGACGCUACCGAGUCGAAGACCCUGGGGAGAGAGACGGUGAAAGUCACCAAUGAUCAAGAAUCGACCAUUGGUGUGAAUAAAGAGCUAAAUCACCUCAAGGAUGAAAGAUAUCAGAGCGGCUCGAAAUCUGAGAAAACCAAGUUCUCAAAAAAAGUCAAAACCUGGUUUGGCCACGGACGUGGUGGCUCAAAGAGUGGGAAAGAGGGGUAAGAAUAAGACAGCUGAUGGUUGUAGAUCUCUUGGUUCUGGAUUUAACUAUGAAAUUAAUUCAAGUUUUCAAACGCAGUCUGUUGCGUCAUGUAACAAAGUAAACGCCACUAUUCUACAACCUGAACCUAUAUGCAGCGUUCUUCACCGUGCAUACGCUGAUCUGUGGACCAUGCUAUCGAUGUC
Molecule: messenger RNA, 1715 nt
Organism: Desarmillaria tabescens
Lineage: Eukaryota; Fungi; Basidiomycota; Agaricomycetes; Agaricales; Physalacriaceae
Product: dual specificity phosphatase
Exons: 7
Coding region: 303-1532 (409 amino acids)
Biological process (GO): signal transduction; protein dephosphorylation
Cellular component (GO): cytosol
Molecular function (GO): protein tyrosine/serine/threonine phosphatase activity; protein tyrosine phosphatase activity
Source: RefSeq, a predicted model, not a curated record